Molecule: messenger RNA, 1605 nt
Organism: Gastrolobium bilobum
Lineage: Eukaryota; Viridiplantae; Streptophyta; Magnoliopsida; Fabales; Fabaceae
Product: S-adenosylmethionine synthase
Exons: 2
Coding region: 139-1326 (395 amino acids)
Biological process (GO): S-adenosylmethionine biosynthetic process
Cellular component (GO): cytosol
Molecular function (GO): methionine adenosyltransferase activity; ATP binding
Source: RefSeq, a predicted model, not a curated record
CCAAGUCUCUUCUUUGGACUCACACAGCUUGAGCAGACAUAACCAUUGCAAAGCGGGUUCUAUCUGUUCAAGCAACUACCCUCUUCUAUCUCUUACACCAACCACCUCUUUCUUGUGCCUCUUUGCAAGCUAUUAAAGAUGGCUACCGAGACUUUCCUAUUCACAUCAGAAUCAGUGAACGAGGGACACCCUGACAAACUCUGUGACCAGAUCUCUGAUGCUGUGCUUGAUGCCUGCUUGGAACAGGACCCAGAUAGCAAGGUUGCCUGUGAAACCUGCACCAAGACAAACAUGGUUAUGGUCUUUGGAGAGAUCACAACCAAAGCCAACGUUGACUACGAGAAGAUUGUGCGUGACACUUGCAGGAACAUUGGCUUUGUUUCUGAUGAUGUAGGUCUUGAUGCUGACAACUGCAAGGUCCUUGUCAACAUUGAACAGCAGAGCCCUGAUAUUGCUCAGGGUGUGCAUGGCCAUCUCACAAAGAGACCUGAAGAAAUUGGUGCUGGUGACCAGGGUCACAUGUUUGGCUAUGCCACUGAUGAGACCCCUGAAUUAAUGCCCUUGAGCCAUGUCCUUGCAACCAAACUCGGUGCUCGUCUCACAGAAGUGCGCAAGAAUGGCACCUGUCCUUGGUUGAGGCCUGAUGGCAAGACCCAAGUCACUGUUGAGUAUUACAAUGACAAGGGUGCCAUGGUUCCAAUCCGUGUCCACACUGUGCUUAUCUCUACACAGCAUGAUGAGACUGUGACAAACGAUGAAAUUGCUGCUGAUCUCAAAGAGCACGUUAUCAAGCCUGUGAUCCCUGAGAAGUACCUUGAUGAGAAGACCAUUUUCCACUUGAACCCUUCUGGCCGUUUUGUCAUUGGUGGUCCUCAUGGUGAUGCUGGUCUCACUGGCCGUAAGAUCAUCAUUGACACUUAUGGUGGAUGGGGUGCACAUGGUGGUGGUGCUUUCUCAGGAAAGGACCCAACUAAGGUUGAUAGGAGUGGAGCUUACAUUGUGAGGCAAGCUGCAAAGAGCAUUGUUGCCAGUGGACUUGCCAGGAGGUGCAUUGUGCAAGUCUCUUAUGCCAUUGGUGUGCCUGAGCCUUUGUCUGUCUUUGUUGACAGUUAUGGUACUGGAAAGAUCCCUGACAAGGAGAUUCUCAACAUUGUGAAGGAGAACUUUGAUUUCAGGCCUGGCAUGAUCUCUAUCAACCUUGAUCUCAAAAGGGGUGGAAAUGGCAGGUUCUUGAAGACUGCUGCAUAUGGACAUUUUGGCAGAGAUGACUCUGACUUCACAUGGGAGGUGGUGAAGCCCCUCAAGGGGGAGAAGGUUCCUGCCUAAGUGAUUCCAAUGUUAUCAGCUUGGAGUUUUGCGUGUUGCCUACUGGCUUCUUAGUAUCUCAUUAAAAUUUUCUGUAUCUCUUUCUCCUUACCAUUGCUGUUUUGUUUUGUUCUCUGUAUUUUAUCAUCAUUAUUUUUGAUUUUUUUUUGUGUACUUGUAUGUUUUCGUUGAACAUACAUAUUACAUGAUCAACCACAAAAAUGUUCUCUCAGGAUUCAUGCCCAUGUAGGUAACAAUAUCAAAUUAAAUGAAGUAAGCGAUUUAAUAUAUGAAUUGUAG